Pseudoliparis swirei is the source of this 1928-nucleotide messenger RNA. RefSeq names its product N-alpha-acetyltransferase 50, NatE catalytic subunit (gene naa50). NCBI's taxonomy places the organism in Eukaryota, Metazoa, Chordata, Actinopteri, Perciformes, Liparidae. Gene Ontology annotation, cellular component: NatA complex. The transcript is spliced from 5 exons. Bases 175 to 684 code for a protein of 169 amino acids. The record is from RefSeq and is a predicted model, not a curated record. Gene Ontology annotation, biological process: mitotic sister chromatid cohesion. Gene Ontology annotation, molecular function: acyltransferase activity, transferring groups other than amino-acyl groups.
ACAGUCGUGGAAGGAGUGCGGCGGCCAAGCUAACUGCAACACCGUAACUAGCUACAUGUGGAGGGUAGAACGGGAGGCAUCCCUGACCCUAACUCUGUCAAAAUCCCUCAUUUUCUACCCAAAACAACUCUAAAGUUCAGCCUCAUUGAACAUAAGGGAUAUUAUCUGUUUACAAUGAAAGGUAGCCGGAUCGAGCUGGGGGAUGUUACGCCCCACAACAUAAAGCAGCUGAAACGCCUGAACCAGGUCAUCUUCCCUGUCAGCUACAAUGACAAGUUUUACAAAGAUGUACUGGAAGUUGGAGAGCUUGCAAAGCUAGCAUACUUCAAUGAUAUUGCAGUGGGUGCUGUGUGCUGCAGAGUGGAUCACUCUCAGAACCAGAAGAGACUGUACAUCAUGACGCUGGGCUGUCUAGCACCCUACCGUAGACUUGGAAUUGGUACAAAGAUGCUGAAUCAUGUGCUAAACAUCUGUGAGAAGGAUGGCACUUUUGACAACAUUUACCUUCAUGUGCAGAUCAGCAAUGAGUCAGCCAUUCACUUUUACCAGAAGUUUGGCUUUGAGAUCAUCGAAACAAAAAAGAAUUACUACAAGAGGAUAGAGCCCGCAGAUGCCCAUGUGUUGCAGAAGAGUCUGCGCAGCCCAUGUGCACCGCCCACUGCAGAGCUUCAGAAGUCAGAGUAGGGGCACAGCGUUUGGAAAGAGCACAGUUGUGCCAGCCUCCACAGAAACAGAACUGUGACAAAUGCCCCAGGGUCGACACAUUCAACACUUUCUUCAAAGGAUGCAAAAAGAGAAAACAAAUUUAAAGUAAUAAAAAAAUGCUGCAUUUAUUUUGCAAUGGGGUCCCCUUUUGAUUUUUGCAUAUUGUAUUGCUCCGUGUCCUCAUACAGAUAAUUGAAAACUACAAAAAUCUCAGUAUUCAAAACUGCUUGACAAAGUUAACAACAUAAGACAGUUUUAGACUUGGUGAUGAGGGGGAGGGUGUGGUGUUUGCAAAUCAUACAGUUUGUGUUUGAGUUUUAAUGCGGUUAUAAAGCUAAUGGGGACAUAUCUUUACUGUUGAGCAAAAUAAAUCGGUUGGUUAGAAGCUGUAAAAGUGUUUGAAAGACCACCACUGACACACAAGUACCAUCUGGUCAGCUUGGAGUGAUGCUUUGAGCUGUUCCAUGGAAUGGUCACAACUCUAUUCCCUCACCACCUGAACCUUGGGAAUUAUGGGAAAUGAGUCUGACCAGCUUGUUAUGUCAUGACCAGAGGGGAAAAGCAGAAAUGUAUCCCCUCGGUUCGGGUGUAAAGAAGGGUGAACGUUUUUGAGGUGGCGGGAAGACUGUCGCCACUCGUAAUUUCUGAAUCACUUUAUUUUCCAGCCUGUUAAUUUAAUUCCCCUUCAACUGUAAUUUUGUAUUUUUUACAUUUGAAAUGGCAAAUGGUUCAGAGCUUCUCCUUGGUUUACUACCAAGACUGAAAACAUUAAGGAAUGAAAGAAACAAACAACAUAUUGUGUUGAAUGUGGUUCUGAGAAGGGCACUCAACAUAAUCUUGAUGUUUCAACUAGACUGUGUCUAUUUGGGCAUUAUUUACAGUAGAAUAAUAAAGAUUUGUGAGGAUAUGUCUUUAAACACAUAAGUGUUUUGAGACAUCUUACCUUAAACAUCUUUCAGAAUUGGUCUUCUACAACUAUCUGCCACAGUCAGCUUGUGUUACACACACCAUUGUGCUUGUCUGAUAGUUUAGCAGUUUUGUUAAGGUCUCUCGAACAGUGUUAACCCAGAGGAAGCUCUGUCCCCUCGGCAUGCAAGGAGAGUUGUCCUGUCCACUGUAGUAUACGCAUGUUUUUCCUUUCUUUGAAGAAUUUUAUCUUUUCUGGAGCUCUAUAUUGUAAGACUUUUUAACGUCUAAAUAAAGGAAUUACUAUUUGCAGUAAA